GUCCCUAUUUGUUUUUGUUUAUCAUUUAGGUUAUGCCAAUUUGUAAUUAUUCGGCUGUCUUUCAGGAAUUCCAUUAAAAAACCUUUGAAAACGUGCGGAGUGAUGCAUUGACAUUGAGUUUUCUUUCUCACAAGUCCAUCUGAAUGGUUUAAGAUUCAUAAUUCCGGACGGAACAACACGUAAGUGCGCUGUAUUUCAAUAUCAUGGCAUUCACGGGAGAAGUGAUCACCAAUGGUAUUAGUCCAAAAAAAAUUGAGGAUCUUAAUGAGAAAGAGAAUUUAUGGACUGCCAUCUUGUCAGAAGUUCAAACGAAAGGAAGCACAAAACUGCCUUCGAAUAAGUCUAUCCUUGUUUUAGGUGACAAUGAAUCUGGGAAAACCACAGUCAUUGCUAAAUUACAAGGCGUGGAAGAUCCCAAAAAAGGCUAUGGUUUGGAGUAUGCAUACAUUGACGUCCGGGAUGAAUACAGAGAUGAUUCUACUCGAUUAAGUGUUUGGGUAUUAGAUGGGGAACCAUCUCACGCGCAUUUAUUGAAGUUUGCUCUCUCGGAAGAAACUUUUCCCCACACUAUGAUCAUGUUUGUAGUAUCAAUGACAACACCUUGGAACAUAAUGGAGCAACUGGAAAAUUGGGCAACAAUCCUGCAAGACCACAUCGACAAGCUCAAUAUCUCGCCAGAAAAGUUAGAAGAAUAUCGCAAUCAAUGCAUUCAUAAAUGGCAAGAAUACAUAGAGCAUGGAGAAGAUCUAGAGAUUGACUCAGCUUUGAGAAGAACAUCCAGGAACACCGAUGAAGAGCAUAACUAUAGGAAUGAAUCAUUUCCGCUAGGAGAAGGUGUUCUAACUAGAAAUUUAGGUUUAGAUAUAGUUGUUGUAGUCACUAAGACUGAUUGCACUGCAAGUUUAGAACAAGAUCAUGAUUAUCGGGAUGAGCAUUUUGAUUUCAUCCAACAAUGGAUAAGGAAAUUCUGCCUACAGUACGGAGCGGCCCUGUUUUACACCUCAGCAAAAGAAGACAAGAAUUGCGACUUGCUGUACAAAUAUUUAACGCAUCGAAUUUACGGCUUCAGUUUCAGAACUCCAGCUUUAGUUGUCGAAAAAGAUGCUGUUUUCAUACCCUCUGGAUGGGACAAUAUGAAGAAAAUUAGCAUUUUGUACGAAAAUAUGCAAGUUAUGAAACCAGAUGAUUAUUACAGAGAUGUCAUUGUACCACCUCCUCUCAGGAAGGCUGUAACAAGAGCUGUGGAAAUACAAGCUGAAAAUGAGCAAGAUUUUCUGAAUAAACUACUGCAGCAGCUGCAGCAAGGAAAUUUACCAGUCCAGACAGCCGGUUUAAGAGGAGAACCUACCUCUCUAAGAUCUCCAGUGGGAGUUCAAUUAAGCAGUGAUAGGAGGUUGUCAGGCUCUCCAUCGCUCCAGACGCAGCUGAACCUCGGCUCACCGAAGAAGAUCGACCCUAACAAACCAGGAGCAGCUGCAGCAGGAGAGGGUGUCCUAGCUAAUUUCUUCAACUCAUUACUGCAUAAGAAGCAUGGCAGUCCGGGAAUGAACAAGUCACAAAACGAUUACUCGCUGCCAAGCAGUGCUCUUGGUGGAAUGAGUCCUCUAGAGAAAGCAGCUGUUAGAUCAGACGCAGCUGCGGAGUUGGACAGAUUAGCAAGGAAAAAACUCCCCGGAUCGCCCAUUGGAAGUGCAAGCUUGUCACAGUCUUCGUCUCCUGACCAGUCUUUGAAUUCAACCGACUGUUAAAUCUUAUUUCUUUUCUAAGUCAAUUUUUCUACUCUAAUUCUUAACUCGAUUAAUAAUCUACUUUUCUUCAAAAUGAUUCAUCCUGGAGUUUGGUUUUGUUACAGCUGCUUUUUCACAUAUAUAGAGCAUCAAGCAGGUUAAUAUUUGAUCAAAGUUGCAAUUUUAUGCCAAAGUAAGGAGAGCGCUUGAUGCAAUAGCGGCUUUCUUCGCGCCCCCCCCCUCCCCAACUGGAAUUCCUUCAAACUUUG
Bemisia tabaci is the source of this 1996-nucleotide messenger RNA. RefSeq names its product dynein light intermediate chain (gene Dlic). NCBI's taxonomy places the organism in Eukaryota, Metazoa, Arthropoda, Insecta, Hemiptera, Aleyrodidae. Gene Ontology annotation, molecular function: dynein heavy chain binding. The record is from RefSeq and is a predicted model, not a curated record. Gene Ontology annotation, cellular component: centrosome; cytoplasmic dynein complex. Gene Ontology annotation, biological process: microtubule cytoskeleton organization; microtubule-based movement.